Magnolia sinica is the source of this 1379-nucleotide messenger RNA. Its product is annotated as peroxidase 3-like. Gene Ontology annotation, biological process: response to oxidative stress; hydrogen peroxide catabolic process. Bases 129 to 1166 code for a protein of 345 amino acids. Gene Ontology annotation, cellular component: plasmodesma; plant-type cell wall. Gene Ontology annotation, molecular function: heme binding; peroxidase activity. The record is from RefSeq and is a predicted model, not a curated record. The transcript is spliced from 5 exons. Lineage: Eukaryota; Viridiplantae; Streptophyta; Magnoliopsida; Magnoliales; Magnoliaceae.
CAGACACGAGGGAAAUUCGUUGUGCUGUACCAUAGAGUUGCUGUGUGUGAGGAUAGCUGUUGAGGGAAUCGCAUUUUGGGCAUAAAGGCAGACAGGAGUUUAGAUUUAAGAUCGCACGUGGCUCUCGAAUGUACGCUCUUUGGCAUUGGCGUUUGGACACUCCGAAAUUCCAAAACCCUUGUUUCUGUGGGAAAAUGAAGGCCAGCUUCCUUCUCUUUGUGGUCUGUUUGGGAGCCCUUGCUGUUUGUAAUGCAGGCGAUCUGCGGAAGCAAUUCUACAAGAAAAGCUGUCCUCUUGCUGAGGAUAUUGUGAGGAACAUCACACAGCAGCGCGUCUCCGCCAACUCGGGAUUGCCGGCAAAGCUCUUGAGGAUGCAUUUCCAUGAUUGCUUUGUUAGGGGAUGUGAUGCGUCGGUGUUACUGAAUUCCACGGCGAAUAACACAGCUGAGAAGGACGCAACUCCUAACCUUUCAUUGGCGGGUUUCGAUGUGAUUGAUGAAAUAAAGGCCCAGUUGGAGCAGACAUGCCCUGGAGUCGUUUCAUGCGCAGAUAUCGUGGCUUUGAGUACUAGGGAUGCCGUUUCAUUUCAAUUCAACAGAUCCAUGUGGGAAGUGCUGACUGGUAGAAGAGAUGGAAACGUGUCAGUUGCGUGGGAGGCCCUUGCCAAAAUACCUGCCCCUACCUCUAACUUCACCACCCUCAAGCGAAACUUCGCCAACAAAGGCCUCAACGUCCAUGAUCUCGUGGUCCUAUCAGGUGCACAUACAAUUGGAGUGGCCCACUGCAAUGACUUCAGCAACAGGCUCUACAACUUCACAGGGAAAGGGGAUGCAGACCCUUCUCUCAACUCAACCUAUUCAGCUUUCUUGAGAACCAAAUGCCAGAGCCUAUCAGACACCACAACCACUGUAGAAAUGGACCCUCAGAGCUCCCUCUCUUUCGAUAGCAAUUACUAUGUGAUCUUGAAGCAAAAUCAAGGUCUCUUUCAAUCCGAUGCUGCGCUCUUGACGAACAAAGGUGCGGCAAAGACCGUUGAUGAGCUGACCAACAUGACUGAUUUCUUCACCGAGUUCUCACAAUCUAUGAAGAGAAUGGGAGCAAUUGGAGUCCUCACCGGCAGUUCGGGAGAGAUUAGGAAGAAAUGUAGCGUCGUUAGCUCGUCGUAAGAGCAAUUUGGUUUGUACGGCCCACAUACUGAGAUUGUCUGACAAUUUUAAACGUUGAUUUUCUUGGUACUGCAAUAAAUAAUCUGUGGUCUAAUAAUCACAUUUCAGUGAUCAUCUUCGCCUUUGAUUUUUAUAGUUAAAUGUGAGUUCAUUUUCUAGGUUCCACUGUAAAUAAGCUAGGGGUCCAAUAAUCACGCUUGGGUGAUGAUCACA